AUGGCCACCUACAAGAAGCGACGCCCUUCGCUUUACCUCCUCAAGUCCAAUUCUAGCGCUCACUUCAUGAUGGCCCAAGGUUUCGAACUCCAGGCUCAAAGCGAAGGGUCCCGCUCUUUCGAAGAUCUGAACCGAGAUGAGGAAAACCAGCCAACCUCGAAGCUUCCGAGCUUCAAAUACAUUCACAGAAGGCUGUUACUAUUUUCUGUGGCUAUCUUUAUGUCCUGGAUACUGGUGGGACUCUCGGUGUGGCGAUUUCAAAACUCACAGUUUCUUCUUGCGAACCAGGACCGAAAUACGCAAUACCAGAAACCUAGGGACAGAUCCUUCAACAUGGCCACCAUCCUGAAUGGCGAAUUUUCAUACCACGAUGCUCCCUUUGCGUUUAUAAAAUCGGGUGCUCUAUUCCAGGCUCCUGAGAACGACGCUGGGCUUUACUUAAGCAUAGACGAUAGCAAUGGGAUUCCCAAGUACGUGGCUAAGAAGCUCGCCGAUAGAAGAUUUUACCAAGAUUUGAGUGGCAAAAGUUUUGAAUACCGCAAGCAAACUUAUGAAAUCGCGAGGUUCACGGUAUCCCACCGUUUGGACUAUGCAGUAAUGGCAUCAAACCUGGAAAAACAAUAUCGUCAUUCAUCACAAGCUCAAUACUGGCUGAAAGACAUUGCAAAAAAUAUAAUUACACCAAUCACACCAUUUCCUGAUGAUCCAGAGCAUCCAAAGCUUUCAUACGCAAGGCUGUCUCCUUCUGGAAAUUUUGUCUAUUUUGUCUACAACAGUGACCUGUACAUUCAAAAUGUUGUCAACAAAGCAGUGAGGCAGCUCAGUUUUGACGGAUCAGAGCAAGUGCUGAACGGUAAGCCAGACUGGGUCUACGAAGAAGAAGUGCUCGCUACGGACUGUGCUGUUUGGUGGGCUCAUGACGAUUCGAAGUUGGUGUGGGCUCGCUUUGACGACUCCAAGGUUUUCAAAGAGCCAGUGCCAACUUACACCAACGACAAUCCUUAUGAUGACGUUCAAUACGUUGACUAUCCUAAACCGGGAACACCUAAUCCGGAAGUGUCGCUUUUCACCUACGAUGUGAACACAGGAGCUUUGCAUGCGAUUACGCAGCCUGACGAAGAAACCAGAAUUCUAUAUCAUGCCCAAUGGUUAGAUGCUAGUAAAUUCAUGUUCAAGAAUUCGGACCGCGCUUCUAAAUCGCUGUCCGUAAAAAUACACGACCUAGACUCCAACAUGGUUACCACAGUGAGGGAGAUCGACGCCUCGAGCUUUUCAGGAUGGAUUGAAAAAGUUCAAAACGUCCAAGUUAUUCCCAGUAAGCCCUCUGCAGACAGGCCUGAAAUAGGUUACGUUGACGUCGGGGUCGAUGAAAAGGGAUUUCCCCAUCUUUUCUACUUCUCAAGUGUCUUUUCUGACGCGGGUCGUCAGCUUACAUCAGGAGACUGGGAAGUGACUGGUGCUGGAAUUGUUGGUUAUGAUUACGACACCGACGCAGUGUAUUUUCAGGCCAACUUACAGAAUAGAUUCUCUCAACACCUCUACUCUGUCCACAUUAGCGAGAGCUCCGACAAGGAAAUCCAAACCCUCCAGGAUCCUAAUGAAAAAAACGCCAUCUAUGAAUUUGACCUAAGCUUGAGCUGCAGAUUUGGCGUCAAGCGUUACCGUGGGCCGGAUUUGCCCAUGUCCGAUGCUGGAGAUCUAGGAUCUCUUUUGCAAAAUGACGAGUCAAGAGCAGUGACUCAAUUGACCAGCAAUUCUGGUUUAAUUGCAGCCGUGGACAAAUUUGACAUGCCUCUCAAGAAUCAAAAAGCUUUGACAUUGGACGACGGCGUCGAGAUCGAUUACAUGGAAGUGCUGCCAAUAGAUGUGAAGUCCACAAAAAAACACCCUCUAUUAGUUCACGUUUAUGGCGGUCCCGGCUCGCAUACAGCCGACUCCUCUUUUGCAGUUUCUCUGGGGGAAAGUCUAGCUUCGAGUGAAGGGGCUGUUGUAUUGAAAAUUGAACCCAGAGGCACCGGCGGUCGUGGUUGGAGCUACAGAAGCUGGUCAAAGGGCAAACUAGGUUUUUGGGAACCAAGAGAUGUCCUCAACACAGUGAAAAAAUACAUGGCUAUGAACGCCGACUUAAUAGACCCAGAGCGCGUCGCAAUCUGGGGAUGGUCGUAUGGUGGCUAUGUGACUUUGAAGACCUUGGAAUUGGACGGUGGACAGACUUUCAAGUACGGUGUCGCAGUGGCACCAGUCACGAACUGGAAGUAUUACAAUUCGAUAUACACGGAACGAUACAUGGGGGAUUAUGAGGAGAACAAAGAGAAUUACGAUCAAUAUGCACUAAUAAAAGACGUCAAGAGCAUUUCCAAAGUUCAACGACUCCUUCUAAUGCACGGAAGCGCGGACGAUAACGUGCACCUAAAAAACACUAUGAACUUGUUGGAUCAAAUGAAUCUCAAUAAUGUCCAAAACUACGAUGUGACCGUAUUCCCAGACUCUGAACACUCAAUAAUGUAUCACAAUGCUGGAAAUGUGAUCUACGAGAAGAUGUUUCUAUGGUUGAAAAAUGCAUUUGAGGGAAAACUAGAUACUCUCGAUGGAUCAUCAAAGUAA
Molecule: messenger RNA, 2604 nt
Organism: Lachancea meyersii CBS 8951
Lineage: Eukaryota; Fungi; Ascomycota; Saccharomycetes; Saccharomycetales; Saccharomycetaceae
Source: the annotation of a GenBank genome assembly